AUGAACUUGACGCUGAACUGCGAGAAAGUAGCCUUGCUUCACCAACAAGGUUCUCAACAAGCAGAGUUGUUGAGAGAACAGGGUGCUCAACAGUUUGAACUGUUGAGACAGCAGCAGGCUGCUGCUGGCGGGUCGAUGCACUCGCGUCGACCCGAGACUUUGAAGAUUGACAUCUCAAAGUAUAGGGCGGUCGAAGAAGACUCCCUCUUGAGAUGGUUCGUCGAAUUGGAUGACGCCAUAAGGGCGCGUCGCAUCGACGACGGGGAUAUGCAAGUUGCAUUUGCCCAGUCAAAUCUGGCAGGACGUGCCAAGACUUGGGCACUGGGGCUCAAGUUGCACGACCCAUAUGCGUUUGGGUCGUUGGAAGUCUUCAAGUCGCGGCUCAGACAAACGUUUGAACCGCCUAGAGCUGAGUUCAGAGCUCGAACCGAACUCUUGAAGCUCAAGCAGGGUAAGCGUGAUGUGCACGCUUACGCUCAACAUAUACGACAUCUUACGAGUUGUAUAAGUUCCAAUCCGGUGGAUGAACACACGUUGGUUUCGGUGUUCAUGCAGGGUCUUGCGGAUGGUCCCGUCAAGACUCACCUGUUCCGGCUUGAACUAGAUUCACUAGAACAAGCCAUUUCCAUUGCGGAGCAGGAAGACUUCAGUCUGAGACAGGCUCGCGCCAGCUCGACAUCAUAUCGUCAACCGAGACGAUAUGACAACGGAGGUCCAGAGCCGAUGGAACUCUGUUAUGUAGAGAGCGAGAAGGCUCGCUCUACAGACUACGAGAAGUUGCAGAGAUGCAACAGAUGUCAAAAGACAGGACACUACGCUUACGAGUGUAGUGCCCCUCGUCCAGUGUCUCGCGACACUGGGCGUAGUGACCGUCCACCCAUGAGAAAGGGGCAGGGACGAGGGUCCGCAGUUGGUGCAAAGACGCAACAACGGGAUGGAACGUCAAAAAAACGGACAGGAUCAGUAGGUGCGAAGCACCCUACUGAUCCAGCAACGUCAAGAGAAUUUGUAGGCCUCUUGAUGAAGGUUGCUCCCAACACACAAACGUUGUGCGUUGCUGCUCUAGGUAAUGAGGUAUCACUCAUUACCUUGAAACUCGAAGUGACAAAUGAGUUGUCCCUUCGAGCUCUAGUCGAUUGUGGGGCGUCCAACAAAAUUGUGCAACGCCAAUCGCUAGAAGAUAGUCACUUUAAAUUCAGUGAAUGUGACACACCUCCUACGAGGAUGACGGUACGUCUUGCGACAGGCGCAUCCGUAACCGUCAUGAAGCGUAUAGUGAAGAUCCACUAUACGCUAGAAGAUACCCAAUAUGACGAUGACUUUAUCGUAUUGGAUUUGGAUGACAAAUUUGAUGUCAUCCUUGGAAUACCGUGGCUCAGAAGGUACGAACCACGGGUAAACUGGCAACAUCGAACAGUAACGAUGCCUGCCACUUGUUCAUCAGAUGGCCAUCUGAUGAACGUUUUGGAGCGUCCACAAGCGUGUGGAUGUACUACGAGUGAGUGCGAUGGCCUCACUUGUGGUACGGUCGUUAGUACGACUGCACAAAACCUUAGUGUACCAAACGGUUACACUUCGGAGCAAAGUUCCGGCGGCUGUGAGGAAACACAGGCUGCGCCGAAGGUCCACCACUCGAAUAAGUCGGGUGGACUGGGACAAAGAUGUAUCCCUAGCGGGGAACAUCUAGAAGAGAAACAAUCGAUCGCUCAGGUUAAGCGAAACAAUAAUCCUAGAUCGACUGGAGAGUCUUUCGUAGAGGAUCUCGCUGUGGUUGCGCAACCCCAGCUAGAGGAAGUAAAGGGAAUAAGUCCCAAGAUUACAAAUACGGCGGAAGUAAGUUCCCCGAAACCCGCGGGAAUAAGUCCCCGGGAAGCCGAAGGAGUAAGUCCUUCGAAGCCUGAGGGAAUAAGUCCCCAGGAAAUGACAGAGACAUUGAAUGUCAUAGUCAAUAACGGAUCAAGUGUAGGCGCUUAUACACUUGAUCUGAUUGCGCCUCCGAAGUUGACUUCGGAGAUCAUUCAGUUGCCAACGCUCGAACAUAAAAGGUUCUUGCGUGAUCUGCGUAGUGGCAAAGUCAAGAAGAUCUGCAUACUCGUCGCUGACGACGAGUGUGUAACCGACAUAAGGUCAGCAACAGUAUUUAGUGAGAACGAGAGAGUUCUUAGUAGUUCAUCUAUGGACGAGAGUGUCCUCGAUGAAAAGACACGAAUUGAGCGAUAUGACUCCCAAUCGUGGGAAUCGCUCAAGACAAAUCCUCUCUAUGAUGAUUUGGUUGAAUUCAAGGAUGUAUUCCCUGAAACUGUUCCGUGCGAAUUAUCGAAGGAUAAAGGUAUUCGACACGAGGUCGAGCUUAAACCAGGCUCGAAGUACUGUGUCAUGAAGCAGUGGCCACUGCCUCGUGAGCAAGUACUUGCGAUCGGCAAGUUCUUUGCCGAUCGUUUAGCUGCGGGCCAUGUGAGGGAAUCGACUUCCCCACAUAGCUCUCCGACCUUCUGUGUGCGAAAAGCAACAGAAGGGUGGCGGAUAGUGCACGCGUUCAACAAAUUGAACGCUGCAACGGUACCGGCUCAGACGCCGAUUCCGAGGAAGGACGUAAUCAUUGAUGGUAUGUCAAAGAGUACCAUCUUUUCGUCCAUGGAUUUGAUGGAUGGCUUCUAUCAAAUCCUUAUGCGAGAACGGGAUAUACCCUCUACCGCAGUUAGCACGCCUAGCGGCAUGCUCUGGGAAUGGCUAGUAAUGCCACAAGGGCUUAGUAAUGCCCCUGCCACGUUCAACAGAUGUGUAUCACAUCUGUUGAGACCAGUACGAGAAUUCGCGCCGAGUUAUUUCGAUGACGUAUUCAUCCAUAGUCGAGCUAUGGAUGGAAAGUCGGACGUUGAGGUUCACAGGUACCACGUCCGACAGGUUCUUACAAUCAUGCGAAAGCAUCAAUUGUAUGCUAACCUCAAGAGGUGUAUAUUUGCAGCAAGCGAAAUACCACUUCUUGGGUGCAUCGUUGGUAAGAACGGUGUACGUCCUGAUCCCUAA
Molecule: messenger RNA, 3027 nt
Organism: Peronospora matthiolae
Lineage: Eukaryota; Oomycota; Peronosporomycetes; Peronosporales; Peronosporaceae
Source: the annotation of a GenBank genome assembly